AUGAAUCCAUCGCCCGAAUAUCCCGUCAGCGACUCGCCCGACCCCUCGUCCAUCACCGAAGAGGCCUCGACCAGCGCUUCCCCGAACGGCAAGCAGCUUAGCCGCGCUGCCCUGCGGAUGGUCAUGAUCAACAUCAUCGCACCGAUUGUCAUCUAUGCCGUCGCUGUCCUGUACCUCUCCGUUAUCGUUUCGCUCAUUCUCUCGGGCCUGCCUCCGCUGCUCGAGUCGCUCUACCACGUCAUCCGGGAGCGCCAGAUUGAUCUGAUCGCCGUCAACAUGGUCCUCUCCAUUGUCAUCUCGGUCGUCGUUGUCGUCGUAACCUCGGACCCACGCCUGCUUCUCGUCAAGGACUCGAUCAACACCGUCCUGCUGGGCAUCCUCUUUGGCGCCUCCGUCUUGUUCAAGCAGAACCUGAUCUGGCGCUACAACGUCCAGUGGAACAGCCACAACCCCAAGGAGCUCGAGCGGCUCAAUACAAUCUGGGAGACCAAGCCUGCUGUCCGCAGGGUCACCAACAUCAUGUCGCUGGUGUACGGCGUCAGCUUCUGCAUCGAAGCCGGCAUCCGCGUCGUCUUGAUCUAUACGAUCCCGCUGAACAUCAUGGUCUAUGUCUCCCCACUGUUGUUGCUCCUGUGCUUUGCCCUGGUCGGCCUUUGGUCGUACUUUUUCGUUCGCUGGGCUCGCGCAAAGAACCAGUCGCAGUCGGCCGAGGCUCAGCCCCUGGAUCCCGGAUUGAAGUGAGCUGCUCGCAUCACUUCACAGCCAGGACGAGGUUUCGCGGCUGGAUCCAAAAGGGUUUCCCUCCUCCGGUCCGAUGUCUCAUCCGAUCCCCGGAUUUUGGUUCUUGCUCCCCCGGUUCUUGCGACACCCCUCCGCCUCCAGAGCUCCAAUGCACUGUUCAUCACGCCGCAGUCCCAUCAUACCUUCUCCCUCCCACUACAGCUUUCGCGCUUGCUUCAUUAGUGGCCUACCCAUGCUCUUACCGCUGAGUUAGAGAGAUGAGACACUACUCGCCUACACGAAUAUCCGCUCACAUCUUGUCCUUGUCGAUUUUGGAAUCGGGGCUGGACUUUGGUGGCUUGCAAUAUAGUUUCUGAACUGAA
Molecule: messenger RNA, 1103 nt
Organism: Polychytrium aggregatum
Lineage: Eukaryota; Fungi; Chytridiomycota; Chytridiomycetes; Polychytriales
Exons: 1
Coding region: 1-741 (246 amino acids)
Source: RefSeq, a predicted model, not a curated record